Molecule: messenger RNA, 1089 nt
Organism: Zingiber officinale
Lineage: Eukaryota; Viridiplantae; Streptophyta; Magnoliopsida; Zingiberales; Zingiberaceae
Product: cyclin-D4-1-like
Exons: 6
Coding region: 115-1089 (324 amino acids)
Biological process (GO): regulation of cyclin-dependent protein serine/threonine kinase activity; mitotic cell cycle phase transition
Cellular component (GO): cytoplasm; cyclin-dependent protein kinase holoenzyme complex; nucleus
Molecular function (GO): cyclin-dependent protein serine/threonine kinase regulator activity
Source: RefSeq, a predicted model, not a curated record
UUUUUACUCUUCGAGCCCUAAUCGCCAUCGCGAUCCUUUUUCGUUCCCAUCAAGCGCCGGAUCUCGACGAGAGAGAAGGAGAAGGAGAAAGCGAGAGCAGGAUUCGGAUAAGCAAUGAUGUCCCUGGGGUUUGAGGAGUCUGAUGCUGCGGAGAAGCAGAGUUGGGAUUCCGAGUUUUUUAGGUUUCCACUGCCGUCGGAGUCGUCCUUGAGGUCGCUGAUGAAGAAAGAGCAGGAGUACGCGGUUAAGAGUGAUUACCUCAUGCGGCUGCUCUCUGAGAGGCAAUUUUCCGCCAGGAGAAACGAUGCCAUCGAUUGGAUGUGGAAGGUUCAUGCGGUUUACAAGUUUGGUCCGCUCAGUGCUUAUUUAUGUGUCAAUUACUUGGACAGAUUCCUCUCCUACUAUGACUUUCCUGAAGAGGAUCAGCCAUGGUCGACACAGCUACUCUCUGUGGCCUGCCUAUCUGUGGCUGCCAAGAUGGAGAAAGACAACGUUCUUCCUCCUUUCUUAUUACAGAUUUGUGAGCCAAAGAAAGUAUUUAGUGCUAAGACAAUCAGAAAAAUGGAGUUUACACUACUUUCCAAGCUCGGGUGGAAGACGCAAGCUGUAACACCCUUCACUUAUAUAGACUUCUUCCUCAAUACGAUCAGUGGUGGACAUCCACCAAGCCAUUUGAUGGUCUCCCGGUGCACAGAAAUUAUUCUGAAUACUGUCAGAGCUAUUGACAUGAUGGAAUUCUGGCCUUUUGAGGUUGCUGCAUCGACUGCAUUGCUAGUUUUGGGAGAUGCCAAGGUUGUGGAUGUGGUGGAAAACUUCCCCCAUUGUUCGCUUGUAUCGAAGAGAAAGGUCUGGCAAUGCUAUGGAGUUAUCCAAUACUUGGAGAUGGCGAGGCAGCGCGACCAUCUGCGCCAAGCUGCUGCUUCGUCCCCCGUGCUUAAGAGCCCAGUGGGGGUCUUGGAUCAUGCCAACCUGAGCAUCAAGAGUGAUGAUCCAAUUGCUGACCAGUCUCAUAAAACAUCGGUCUGCAAGAGGAAGGCAAGCCGAUUGACAUGCCCUUUCAUCAAGCGGAGGAGAAUUAGUAGAUUAUGA